CGCUGGCCCGCUCCCCCGUUCGAUAAGCGGCGCAUUUCAAAAGGCUGGCAGCGAGGCAGGGCAGGGCAAACGCUCCUCAAUCCUCAUCGCAGUAACGGCUACCCAAACCCAACGCAAAACUCUCCCCUCCUCCUCUCGGCGGCUCCGCCUCGCCGUCAUCAUCCUCCCCGACCCCCCGACCAAGGCCGACAAGGGCGAAGGGGAAGAGCUGCUGCUGGUGCUCACGAACGAGGCAGGCGACGAUGGAAGAAGCAGCAGGCGCCACCGUCGCUAUCCCCAAUUCCUCCUCUCACCCUCCCAGGAUUCGGGCCGCCCCCGUCAGAGUCGUCGCCAGGAUCUGCCCCGGCGGAGGCUCCAGAGGCUCCUUCCAGGUCGCCGCCCGCGUCUCCGAUGCGGCCGAUUCGUCUCCCGCCUCCGCCUCCGUCUCGUUCAUCCCCAUCAACAAGGAGGCCACUCCUGCUGCCGCCGGGGCUCUGACCCUGCGCAAGGAUUGCGAGUACAAGCUCGAUUACUGCUAUACGAAGGAUGAUUCCUACACCCUCAUCUUCGACAACGAGGUCAAACACCUCCUGGAUGACAUCUUCUGCGGCGAUGGGCAGAGCAACGCAUGCGUAAUCACUUGUGGUGCCACCGCCAAAACCCACCUCAUCAUGGGGUCCCAGGAUCAUGAUGGCUUGCUCAACAUGGCCAUGAAGGAAAUCCUCCGCAGAGCCAAACCCAUGGGGGCAGCCGUCAGCAUUUCCUCUUAUCAGGUGCUUCAGGAUAACCAUGUCUUUGAUAUCUUGAAGCCGAAGGACAGCGAGGUCCAUGUGCUGGAGGAUGCCAAUGGAAGGACUCACCUCAAGGGCCUGUCCAGGGUUGAUAUCAAGUCAUUUGAGGAGUUUUCAGAUCUUUGUUGUGGUGGAAGUUACAUGCUCAAACAAACCACAAAAACUUCAAACCAGUUACAGGCCAGAGGACACCAAGGCUUUGUUAUUUACAUUUCUAAAGUUUACAAGGCAGGCGGAGAAUGUGCUGUAUCUAAGAUAAAUUUCCUUGACUUGGCAGAAUAUGUUGAUAUCAAGCAGAAGAACUAUGGUGGAGGGGUUGCUCCAUCAAAUUCUAACAAGUCAUUAUAUGCUAUCAUGAAUGUCGUGCAAGCUCUGAACAACAACCAGAGCUUCAUACCCUACAGACCAUAUAAAGUAACUCGUAUUUUGCAAGAUUCUUUGUGUAAGACAAGUGGCGCUGUGUUGAUCUGUUGUUUGGAUGAAGUUUCCUGCCAAGAUGCAGUCUCUACUCUUACUUUGGCUUCUCGCUCAAGCCAAGUGGUCAAUGAACAAUUCUACAACCUAUCCUUGGGUACCAGAAGUUGUUCAAAAUCAAAUGCAAGCCUUUCAGUAAGGGCUAAGAAUUUGUCAAGGUCAUUGCUGCCCUCUAUCCAGCAAAAUUCUGUACCGAAGAAUGGCCGAACCCAAUUCAUUAACAGAGCAGUAAAGGCAACUCGAACCCCCACUGCCAAUAAGAGGUCUGAAGCAACCAUGCAUUCGGCCAAAAAACAUGUAAGCUCUGUCUCUACUUCAAUUAAUAUGAAGCAAAUAGGAGCUAAGUCCAUUCAGAGUGGCAGGAGGUUGUUCAGUACAACCACUGAUUCAUCAAAGGAGGAUAAGAUAGGUGCUGUGCCAACUAUGGUGGCGAAAGCUGAGGAGGUUCAGUCAUCACUUGGCAUGGCAAUUCAAGGCUCAUCGCCGGUUGAGCCAUGUGAUGAAACAGAAAAGGUUGUAGAUGUUGUGUCAUCUGAAAGGCAAGAAGUAGUGCCUUGCAGUGUGAAAGAACUUGCAUUAGUUGACAUUCAAGAAAAGCCUUUUUGUCCUCUUGUUCAGGAUCCUUUUUGUCCCCUUGUUCAGGGCCAUUCCUCUUCAGAUUUGCAUGCAGAGAAUUCAUAUGCUGACUUGGGCAUGACAUGCUCAUCUGAUAUAGCUGAUGAAAUUGCUGAGAAGACUCCAGUCUGUGCUAUCCAAUCCUCUCCAAAGCUGAGCGAUCGACUAAAAGAGAUAUCAAACUCAUUGAAGCUUCUUAGCACUAGGCCAGUGAAUAUAACAAAACCAAAAACAGAUAUGCUUUGUGCCCAACCCUAUAACACAGAUGUAGCUGAACCAAGAACUCCUGCAGUUCAAUUGAAAUUUGGGCAUGCUGAAAAUCUUCAAGAGUCACUCAAGGGUCGCAGCACAGGGAUUAAGAAAUCCCUGGCUCAAGAGUGCUUGACAAUUCUAAACAGCGCUAAUAAGGAGCAGUUAAAAAGCCUUAAGGGUAUUGGAGAGAAAAGAGCAAAUUAUAUACUUGAGCUCCGAGAGGAGUCACCAGAGCCAUUGAAAAAUAUUGAUGAGCUUAGAACCAUCAUUGGGAUGAAUAAAAAUGAGAUCACCAAAAUGAUGUCAGAGAUGAUUCUGGACUUGUAGAUCGACCUUGGAAAGGAGAGGGCUGUGUUGAUUUCUUUCCACCUAGGAAAGGAGAGACGAUAAUUGAUGCAUUCUAUAUUUCUACCAAUCUGUUUGGUUUCAAAUGUUUUUCCUUUGGUGUUUGUUGUUUAGAGAUUUAUUUCAAAUGCUUCGGAACCCAGAUGCUCUUGGGUGUUGCAAGUUAGAAUAAUUAGAUGUACUGUAGUAUAGUCAUGUACAAUGCCAUAAGUUUUUAUACAUGACAUAUGCUGUGUAAAUACAAACCGAGAUUUGGAAAGUUUUCCUGUCUAUGUAUCUGAAAGUUGCAGGUGCUAUCAAUUA
Molecule: messenger RNA, 2759 nt
Organism: Setaria italica (foxtail millet)
Lineage: Eukaryota; Viridiplantae; Streptophyta; Magnoliopsida; Poales; Poaceae
Product: kinesin-like protein KIN-10B
Exons: 18
Coding region: 243-2438 (731 amino acids)
Biological process (GO): microtubule-based movement
Cellular component (GO): kinesin complex; microtubule
Molecular function (GO): ATP hydrolysis activity; microtubule binding; ATP binding
Source: RefSeq, a predicted model, not a curated record